AUGACGUCAAGCCAAGGCCACCGAGUUUCCGGCUUCAAAGGAUCUGGCCUCCGCCCUUGCUUAGAUUAUCAACCGCUCGCCGCCUCUGGCCCAGUCCCGGCUUCCGGUCUUGACCCGCCCCAAAAUGAUGGGUUAGCUGGAGGUCAACGGGCCGUGCAACCACUCUCACUGCUUUCGCCGCUUCCGGUUGUGCACGCAUUGACGGAGUCCCCGAUCUCCGCCUACAUGCGAUUCCUCCAGAGUUCAAUCUCAUCUUCUUCUGGUGCUUUGCCACGGUGGAAUAGCUUCGCACAACCCCUAGCAGCAGCAGUCACCACCAGCAUAAUCUUUUGCUGCCUAGUUCGAGCUGGUUUUGGUGGUGGUGAUUGUACCAUAGGUAGAGGAGGUGGGAAUUUAGAUAUUGGAGGUGGGGAGGAGAUUGGUGGCGGAGGUGAGUAUGGUGGUGGAAAAAACUAG
Molecule: messenger RNA, 456 nt
Organism: Fraxinus pennsylvanica
Lineage: Eukaryota; Viridiplantae; Streptophyta; Magnoliopsida; Lamiales; Oleaceae
Source: the annotation of a GenBank genome assembly